GGAGUUCGCCCGGAUCCCUCGCCGCGUCCUCGCAGGGGCGGAGGGAGGCGGCCGGCAGCCGCGGCGAGGAUGACAAUGCUUUGUUUUCUGAGCAGAACACUGCAACUAGCAAGACAUUCAUCCAGUCCACUGGGGAGACAACUCUGUUCAGCCAGUGCAAAUAAGCCAGUGUUGACUUUAUUCACCAAGAAACCAUGCCCUCUGUGUGAUGAAGCAAAAGAAGUGCUUGAGCCAUAUAAGAGAAGGUUUAUUUUGCAGGAGGUGGAUAUUACCCUUCCAGAGAACUCAGCAUGGUAUGAUAAAUACAAAUAUGACAUACCUGUUUUUCAUUUAAAUGGGAAGUUCCUAAUGAAGCAUCAAGUAGACAUUCAAAAGUUUGAAGACCAGCUUAUGAAGCUGGAGUUGCAAAAUGAUGGAAACCAGUGAAGAAAAUGCAGCUGCUCUUGCAUGGAUUUGAAAGGACUGUGCAACAUAAAUUGUGUGAAAAAGCAGUAUUCAUUAUCUAGCCUUAUGUUUCUUAGAAUGUAUGGUACCAGUGUCCUAAAAAACUUGAGUGACUUGUGUUCUAUUUUGUAUUAAUCAUCCAGCCCAGCUGCACCAGUAGCAACCUUUUCUGUACCAUUCAUUUGCUGCUAUCCUAGACUGGCUUUGAAUUGACAGAAUAAAUGCUGCUCCGUAACAGCAGAUAAAGUGAAAUGUCUUUCAAGAUUGUUAGUACGUGUAAGCUGUAGGUUUCUAAGAGACUUCCUUGAAGAAGUCUAGGAGUCUAUCCUAAGUGCUCAUUUAAAAUGGAGGAGAGGGCAUUUACUGUAUAUGAAAAGGACACUUGAUUAAAGACAGCACACCCUCA
This is a messenger RNA of Gavia stellata (red-throated loon), 850 nucleotides long. RefSeq names its product chromosome Z C5orf63 homolog (gene CZH5orf63). The transcript is spliced from 4 exons. The record is from RefSeq and is a predicted model, not a curated record. Lineage: Eukaryota; Metazoa; Chordata; Aves; Gaviiformes; Gaviidae. Bases 70 to 426 code for a protein of 118 amino acids.